AUGCAUACCGUCGAGUAUGGCGUGAGCUUCUUGCCUGUUUCCUCUUCUACGGCUAAGCAGGCAUCCGACCCCGACUUCUCGCCCCCGACUGCUGUUCAGCCCGCCGCGAUUGAAUCGCCCGUCAAGGUCAUUGAGGUCUUAGAGACGAAGCUACAGGAUAGUGUGAAGGGAGAUCCAGUGAAGGCGACGCCCAUCAAGAGCCUGGAGACUAAGAAUCCCCAGAUUAUACGCUUCCUGCCCACUGAAGAACUGCCAAGAACCUACGCCGAUUCUGCAAGCCUCGCCGCUAAAUACCCCGAAUACGCGAAAGCAAUUCUCGCUCUACCUCUCCCUUCCUUCGUUCCGAGCACUCCACUUCCCGAUAACCGUUGUAACACCGAUAAGCCUAACACCUCCUUCGGUCAGCAGAGUCCUUUCCAGACGCCAGCGAAACAGAGCACUCCAUCACGCGAUCAACCUCGUCACCUCACGUUAAAGAGUAUUGGUCCCUCCAGUCGUUUCCGGCGCGACGAUGGCCACGACAAGGAGAACGCCUAUACGCCACAGUGGCGCGCCAAUUCUAACGAUAACGCAGGUUACUCGUUUGUAACGAGUCCCGGCGUUGGUCAAGGUCGUUUCACGGAGACUAGAGGUCGAACACGGACGAGAGGCAUUAGAGGAGCUUCCUUCAGGACCCAAAGGUCCAGAGCGACGUCGCCUAGACAGUCCGGGCCAUUCCACCAUACUGCUAGGACUUUCGGCAGCGAGUUGGUCGACAAGCUGGAGAAGGAAGGCUCUGGUCCUGCUCGGAUCGAGAGAUCACAGCCGGUCGGAGGUGGACUUGUACCCAUUCAAACUUCGAACAUACCCUCACUAUUCAACGGUGUCGCGGUGGAUGUCUCGCAGUCGAAGGGCGCGUCCAAGUCUCGAGAAGACUCUGUACCAAACCUGGAUUUGGUCACAACUGGUGCGGGCGACAGUGUAGACACAGACGAACCUGAACCUCUCUUUUUCGAUCCGCCGUCCUCGCCACCGUCUCCACCGUCGGCCGCGACAGUUCAGACCAUUGGCUUCGCCACAACCGAUUUCUCGCAGCCUAGUCAGCCGCAACCAGAGAGCUGUGGACCCAUUAACUCUUCACCACCAACUAUCACAAUUUCGACGUCAUCUUCGAGUCUCGAUCUAAACCACGAGCGUUUACUCCCCAGCUCCGGCACUGAAUAUUCAUUCGAGACGAAAUUCGCGUUAUCUUCGCCGGAGCCUCCAUCCGAAGAUAUACUUCGCUCUAAUACCUUGGAAUAUUUCCAGCGUCGGAAGAAGGAUAGACAUACGGAUGCGGCGGUUUGGGAAGAGAAGGUUCUUCCGGACUCUUCCGUUGAGAUUGAGUCUAGUGGAGGGAAAGAGAGUGCGACUUCUUCUGUCUGCCAAAUAGAGAAAGAGGUAGUUCUCACAUCUCUUGAGACACCGUUUGACCACCCAAAGUCGUCCCAGGGUUACCAUGUGAAAUCACUACCAUCACCAUUUUCACCUGCAUCCCCACCGACGACACCGUCUCCUCCAAGCACACUUCCAGGCUCCGUUCUCAACUUCCUGCCUGCUCCCGUCUUCCACAUAUCGUCCGCCGUAGUCGAGACCUCACCAACACCUCGUAUAGACGGCGCCUUUCCCGUUCAGCCAGAUUCCGGCUGUAACAAUGUAUCUUCUCAGCAACCCACGAGUCAACUGCGCGUUGAUAUCAACGAAGCCUCCCGUUCAUCGGACCAGGACCAGGAUCCUUUCGUCGCCAGUACCACACCUAUACUACACGCCGCGCAGCCCACGAAUGACCAGACCCCUUCAGGUCCACGUCUACUUUCCCCACGACACCUCACAACCAUAAGCACUCCUUCCCGUCCGAACGCGCAGGCGAGUGCGAUUUCUGCGAGUCGCGUGGGUCGAAAGAGUCCUAGAAUCGCACUCGUCGAGCGCGAGAUGGCUCAGGGCCCGGCUCUGGUGUGGCGUCGCGCGGCGAUCGGGUUGAGGAUGCAGGCAGGGCUGGAGUCGCCUACUCUUCCGCAUAGUCCGAGGCGUUCGAGUGCGAACAUUCGUACUAGCCCUAGUCCCAGCCCUAGUCCUGAGGCUUGUUCCGACGUGGAGGCCAAGGACCCAAUGCUUGGGUUCGAGGACGACUUCAUGCCAUCGCCUCUGCCGCUGUCCUCCAAGGAUGCAAUUCUAUCCCCACCGCAAGCUAUGGCUGUCCAGGGAAAUGACGGUCAGAAAAGCAGCGACUGUGGCGCCAUCGGUCGGGACAGUUGCGACGAAGAUCCUUUCACUGUGGGUAAAAAGGACAGGAUGGACGCUGUUCAGUUUGACUCCAAGUUACAGAACGACAUUGAAGACUGGUGCGGCGCAACUGAAGGAGUUUUAGUGUGGAGGUUUUACGAUGAUUUGGGACGGACGACAACGAUGCUACAAACUCCGACUCGCGGUUCUGCCACAGCCUGA
Molecule: messenger RNA, 2463 nt
Organism: Stereum hirsutum FP-91666 SS1
Lineage: Eukaryota; Fungi; Basidiomycota; Agaricomycetes; Russulales; Stereaceae
Exons: 5
Coding region: 1-2463 (820 amino acids)
Source: RefSeq, a predicted model, not a curated record